AUGGCUUCUUCAACAAGAAACCAUCGGUGCUUGUUGUUUUGUCUCCUGACGACGAUCAUGAUAACUUCAUCUUACGGUCAAGAGUCUGAACCAACUCUCCUCCUUAAAUUCAGAUCUUCGCUCAAAAACGCCACGUCAUCAUCAUCACUCGGUAACUGGAAUUCAUUGGUGCCACUUUGCACCGGCAACAAUUCAAAUUGGAACGGAUUGCUUUGCUCCAACGGAAAAUUCUACGGUCUCCGUCUCGAAUCGAUGGGAUUAUCGGGGAAUCUCGAUGUCGAUACGCUUUCUCAGUUGACUAAUUUGCUUACUAUAAGUAUUAUGAAUAAUAAUUUUGAAGGUCCGUUUCCGAACGUGAAGAAAAUCGGAGGACGAUUGAGAGGUUUGUUUUUGUCGAAUAAUCGAUUUUCCGGUGAGUUGCCGGACGAUACUUUCGCCGGAAUGAAGUCGAUAAGGAGAAUUUUAAUGGCGAAUAAUGAGUUUACGGGGGAGAUUCCGACGUCGUUAUUGGGAAUUCCGAAGCUUGUUGAGCUGCAGAUACAAAAUAACAAAUUCAAUGGAACAAUACCGGCGUUUAGUCAGGAGGAUUUUAAAAUAAAUGCUGCAAAUAAUAGACUUGAAGGUCCAAUACCAUCUCAGCUUAGCAGCCAAAGUGCAAGCUCGUUUGCAGGAAAUUUGGAGAUAUGUGGUAAGCCAAUGCCAGCAUGUGCAACAUCAAAGAAGAAAAAGAAAAUCCCAAUAGUGGCCAUAAUCCUUGCAUCUAUUGGAGGAUUAAUCAUAUUAGCCAUUAUAUUAUUUGCUCUCUUCCUUGUCCAUAAACAAAGGAAAAAACCAACUCAAUAUGAAAAAUCAUCAGUAAAAAAUCUCAACGAAAAACCCUCAGUACUGAGAGAAGAAAAGUACACAAAAAGUCAUCAUGACAAGGCUAGUAAAUUAUACUUUGUAAGAAGGGAUAGAGAAAAGUUUGAUUUAGAAGAUCUUCUUAGAGCACCAGCUGAAGUAUUGGGAAGUGGAAGUUUUGGUUCUUCUUAUAAAGCUGAUCUUCCUAUUGGAAAACCAAUUGUUGUGAGGAGAUUUAGGCAAAUGAGUAAUAUGGGCAAAGAAGAUUUUCAUGAACAUAUGAGAAGCCUUGGCAAGUUGUCACAUCCUAAUGUUCUUCCUCUUGUGGCUUUCUAUUAUAGGAGGGAAGAAAAGCUUUUGGUUACUGAUUUUAUUGAUAAUGGAAGCUUGGCAAGUCAUUUACAUGGCAAAAGAAGUCCUAACCAACCAAGUCUUGAUUGGCCAAGUCGUUUGAAAAUCAUAAAAGGAGUUACAAGGGGAUUGGCUUAUCUUUACAAGGAACUUCCAACACUAACACUCCCACAUGGACAUCUUAAAUCUUCAAAUGUUCUUCUCGACCACAAAUUUGAGCCACUUGUAGCAGACUAUGCUCUUGUGCCAGUAAUCAACAAAGACCAUGCCAAACAGUUCAUGGUGGCUUACAAAUCACCAGAGUACAUGCAAAAUGAACGUCUCACAAGAAAAACUGAUGUAUGGAGCCUUGGCAUCCUCAUCCUUGAGCUACUAACCGGCAGGUUUCCAGCUAAUUAUCUAAAGCAAGGCAAAGGUGCAAAUGCAGACUUAGCAAUGUGGGUGAAUUCAGUAGUAAGAGAAGAAUGGACAGGUGAGGUUUUUGAUAAAGACAUGAACACAACAAAACAUAAUUGUGAAGGUGAAAUGCUUAAGCUAUUGAAAAUUGGAAUGUCUUGUUGUGAAAUGGAUGUUGGAAAGAGAUGGGAUUUAAUGGAAGCUUUACACAAAAUUGAAGAAUUGAAAGAAAAUGAUGAAGAAGAUUAUUCUUCUAAUUAUUAUUAUACAAGUGAUCAAGGAGAAAUGUAUUCUUCUAAAGCCAUCACUGAUGAUGAUUUCUCCUUUUCUAAGAAUGCUUAG
Messenger RNA from Solanum verrucosum, 1929 nucleotides. RefSeq names its product pollen receptor-like kinase 4. Gene Ontology annotation, biological process: protein phosphorylation. NCBI's taxonomy places the organism in Eukaryota, Viridiplantae, Streptophyta, Magnoliopsida, Solanales, Solanaceae. The record is from RefSeq and is a predicted model, not a curated record. The transcript has 4 exons. Bases 1 to 1929 code for a protein of 642 amino acids. Gene Ontology annotation, molecular function: protein binding; protein kinase activity; ATP binding.